This is a messenger RNA of Amorphotheca resinae ATCC 22711, 1410 nucleotides long. RefSeq lists its product as hypothetical. Bases 1 to 1410 code for a protein of 469 amino acids. The record is from RefSeq and is a predicted model, not a curated record. Gene Ontology annotation, cellular component: nucleus. Gene Ontology annotation, molecular function: zinc ion binding; dioxygenase activity. Gene Ontology annotation, biological process: DNA repair; DNA alkylation repair. The transcript has 2 exons. Lineage: Eukaryota; Fungi; Ascomycota; Leotiomycetes; Helotiales; Amorphothecaceae.
AUGGAGUCUUUCGUAUCGCGGAAGAAGAGGAAGAUCUGCGCGAGCGACGCCGCUGACGCUGACGCUGACGACGGCGACGAAUCUACGGAUUUCAAGCUGGCCUUGCUCUCCUCCCUACAUCCGUCCAUCGACCAGCAUGCGCUCCUCGAUAUCCUGCUCGCUCACGACGGGUGCGUGGAAGAAGCAUCUGCAUCUUUGAAAGGGCCUAGCGGCUCGCCGCCGAGGAAGUCCUCAGCAGCCAUCGGACACCAGAGUUCUCUGUCGUCCUUCCUCGUCCCCUCCUCGCCCCGUGGGAAUGGGAAUGGGAAUAGGAAUCAGUCUGAGAAGAGCGCGGUCAAGAAGACCAAGCUGCUCGCGAGGAAUGGGAAGACGCUGCAUCUCUACAGUCCAGAGGAUGUAGCUGCGCAUACGCCCUGCUCCAUCAUCCACAACUUCCUCCCCGCGGACGAGGCAAACGCGCUGCUGGUCGAGCUGCUGGCUGAAGCUUCGACUUUUGAGAGGACCUCGUUCAAGUUAUUUGAUAACGUAGUGCAGAGUCCUCAUACAGCCUGUCUCUACGUGCCGGACCUCGAAGAACAGACUCUUCAAAAAACGGAAUAUUUCUACAACGGCGCCCGUCUAGAGGACGUCCGCCAACUCACCCCCCACCUCCGCCACGCCGCGCCCCUCGUCCAAACCGCCGUCAACCAAGCCAUCCAAACGCGUCCAAAACUCCCCCUCCAGUCCCCGCUCCCUUGGAUACCCAACGCCGCCCUCGUCAACUGCUAUGCCCACUCUGCCGAGUCCGUCGGCUGGCACAGCGACCAACUGACGUACCUCGGCCCGCGCCCCGUCAUAGCCUCGCUCUCUCUCGGCGUCGCUCGAGAGUUCCGCGUACGUCGGAUCCUGCCCCGCGAUUCCCCUAACCCUCACCCUGACCCCGACCUUGAUCCCGACCCCGACCCCGAUCCCGAGCCCCAAGGACCCAUCUCGAUCCACCUCCCGCACAACACCCUCCUCAUCAUGCACGCCAGCAUGCAAGAAGAAUGGAAGCACAGCGUCGCCCCCGCCCGCGCCAUCGACCCGCACCCGCUCGCCGGCACCGCCCGCAUAAACGUGACCUACCGCGCCUACCGCCCCACGCUGCACCCGCGCCUGACCCCGCGCUGCGCCUGCGCCGUGCCCGCCGUGCUGCGCGUCGUCCAGCGCAGGCGCGAGAGCUGCGGGAGGUAUUUCUGGAUGUGUUAUGCCGGUAAUGUGCCGGGGCAGAAGGGGUGUGAGUUUUUUGAGUGGGCGCAGUUUGACGAUGACGGGGAUCCGAUUUGGAAAAGGGGCGGGCCUGAGGUGCAAGCGGAUUCUGGAAAGGGGCUCGGCUAUGAAGGGGGGGUUGGUCCAGGGACUGCAACCGCAAGAAAGGAAACUUGUCUAUGA